Messenger RNA from Lathyrus sativus (Indian pea), 1182 nucleotides. The record is from the annotation of a GenBank genome assembly. Lineage: Eukaryota; Viridiplantae; Streptophyta; Magnoliopsida; Fabales; Fabaceae.
AUGGAAAUUGAAAAAGAGAUUCCAACCUCAUUCUGCAAAGACAUUCCCAAUCUCCUUUCUUCUUUCGUCGAUACCUUCGUCGACUUCUCAGUCAGCGGCCUCUUCCUCCCACCACCUCCGCCGCCAUCUCCGCCGCCCACCAGACUCCCCUCCUCCAAACGCCUCAUCGCCAUUGGCGACCUCCACGGCGACCUCAACAAGUCAAAACAAGCGCUACGCCUCGCGGGAUUAAUCGACUCCUCCGACCGCUACACUGGAGGCUCCGCCACUGUUGUACAAGUCGGCGACGUCCUCGACCGCGGCGGGGAGGAGGUCAAAAUUAUUUACCUUCUGGAGAAGCUGAAACGCGAGGCAGCUCGUUGCGGUGGAAUCUUCAUAACGAUGAACGGAAACCAUGAAAUCAUGAAUAUCGAAGGGGAUUUUCGUUAUGUAACGGAACCUGGGGUGGAGGAGUUUAGGGUUUGGUUAGAAUGGUUCCGCGAAGGUAACAAGAUGAAGAGUCUCUGUCAUGGUUUGAAACCGCCGAAAGAUCCGUUAGAAGGUGUUCGCGUCGAAUUUCGCGGCGCAAAUAAGGAGUUUCAUGAAGGGUUUUGCGCUAGGGUUGCAGCUUUGCGGCCAAACGGCCCGAUUUCUAGAAGGUUUUUUACCGACAAUGUAACUGUGUUGGUUGCUGGCGAAUCGAUUUUCGUUCAUGGUGGUUUGUUGCCAGAACACGUUUCUUACGGGUUGGAGAAGAUUAACGCGGAAGUAAGUGAUUGGAUUAAAGGUUCGACUGGCCGGUUUUCACCACCUUAUUGCCGUGGGAGGAAUGCCGUUGUUUGGCUUAGGAAAUUCUCUGAUGAGGUUGCUGUGAAUUGUGAUUGUUCAACUCUUGACCAUGUUCUGUCUACUAUUCCUGGUGUUAAGAGAAUGAUCAUGGGUCAUACUAUUCAGAUGAAUGGGAUUAACGCGGUUUGCGAUAACAAGGCAAUUCGAAUCGAUGUGGGCAUGUCGGACGGAUGUGGUGGUGGCUUGCCUGAGGUUUUGGAAAUCAAUGAGACUUUUGGAGUGAGGAUAUUGACAUCAAAUCCGUUGUAUCAGAAUAAAGAAAGUGCUUCUGGAUUUGAUGUUGGGAGGCAGGAAGGUCUUGGAUUGUUGCUUAGUGAACAUGGUAGACCUAUGCAAGUCAAAGUUAAGGCUUAA